CGGCAAAAGGCAAAUCAGUAACGAAGAAGUAGCAAUGGCCUCUCUGACCGCUACCGUGGCUGUUGCUCAACCGGCGGGCAUCAAGGGGCUCGGCGGCAGCUCCCUGCGCGGCACCAAGCUCCACGUCCGUUCCCCUCGAAGAAUCUCCUCAAGUUCUAAAAGCAGGUCCUCUGGUGCUGUGGUGGCUAAGUAUGGGGACAAGAGCGUCUACUUUGAUCUGGAGGACAUCGGCAACACAACUGGUCAGUGGGAUCUGUAUGGUUCUGACGCGCCUUCUCCCUACAAUCCACUGCAGAGCAAAUUCUUCGAGACGUUCGCAGCUCCAUUCACCAAGAGAGGUCUGCUGCUCAAAUUUUUGAUACUCGGCGGAGGCUCCACGCUUGCUUACCUUAGCUCCACCGCCUCAGGCGACAUACUACCCAUCAAGAAAGGCCCUCAGCUGCCGCCCAAGCUAGGUCCACGUGGCAAGAUAUAAUUUUGUCUCGGCAAGAUCUCCCAUGUAUCUCCCCAUUUGUGCUGUUGAUAUGUACAACCUUCUUAGGACUACGAUUGUGCUCAGUAAAUCUGAAACCUGAGUACGGUUCUCUGUGACCGUAGAAAUCCUUAUGUUCGUUGUUUAUGUUCAAAAUCUAUAAUUUCUGCUUUCAGUGGCAUACUUUAUGGCUAGAUGGGUGAUAAAUUUCAUUUC
This is a messenger RNA of Asparagus officinalis (garden asparagus), 688 nucleotides long. Its product is annotated as photosystem I reaction center subunit VI-1, chloroplastic. Gene Ontology annotation, cellular component: photosystem I; chloroplast thylakoid membrane; photosystem I reaction center. The transcript is spliced from 3 exons. Bases 35 to 475 code for a protein of 146 amino acids. Gene Ontology annotation, biological process: photosynthesis. Lineage: Eukaryota; Viridiplantae; Streptophyta; Magnoliopsida; Asparagales; Asparagaceae. The record is from RefSeq and is a predicted model, not a curated record.